AUGGAUCUAAAAGAGCUGCAUGCUCUCAGCUUUCAGCUUCCGCAGCCCAUUUCUCUCAGCAUGCGGCAGAUUCGGGGGGCACGUCUGGCACGGUGCUGGUACAGGAACAGCCUGCCCAGCUUUCCCAGCUUUGGAGCCUUCAGGGCAGCCGGCACAGCGAAACAACCGCAGGGACCUUUGUUGGUGAGUGCAACCGGUGCUCCUUUGUCCAGCUCCUCUUCUAGUGGUACUGGCCCUGAUUUGGAGCUGACUGCGGAGAAUGCGGCACAGGUCUUACAAAGUGGAAGUCCUUUUCUGCUGCUCGUGGGAGAGCUUGAGAACCAAGUGGCUAAAAAGAUCGGAGGUUUGCAAAAGGCUGCUCAAGGCCGUCUUCCGUUGGUGAGGUUGAACUGCAGCACGCUUCCGCAAGUCUGUCAAGCGUUGCAGAUAGCUUCUUCACCCACUUUGUUGCUUAUGGCCAAAGGGCAGGUUGUCACGGCUCUAGAAAGAGACAUCUCUGCUCCUGCUGCGACCACCUUUGUGGAGAAUGUUGCGCAGAUGCUGGGGCUGAAGGUGGACCUCGCGGAAGCCGUCACCGAGCAGCUGAAGGAGGCGGAGGAGCUGGAGUGGAGCGACGCAGCGCUGGCAGAACGGAGCUACGACACGGUUUUGAGCCGCUCGGACCUCCAGAAUGACGCCAGAAUACGAGCUCUUGCGGGCCGUGCUCGAUGCUUGUUGAGGCGCCGAGAUGUGUCAGCAGCGCAGCAGUCAAAGCUUCUGUUGGAAGAGUUGCAGAGUCAGGGACAUGGAGGUUUGCCAGAGGUCAAGCAAGCAGUUGCUAUGCAGUGGAUUGACCAGAGACAGCGCGAAUUAGGUCAGACGAAUCUGCAAACUCUCAAGGCAGCGUGGGAGGCAGAUCCCACAGAUCUUGCUGCAGUUCAGGCCUAUGCCGUGUCAAUCUUCUGGGCGAAGGGAGAGGUGGAUGCAUUUGAGGCUGGCCUGUCGCUGCUCCGUCGGAAGCGAUCCGAUGAGGCACGGCAGUUGGUGCUGUCUUUGGUAGAGGCUCUUGGGCCUCAGCACCCGCGCAGUGCCUCUGCCAGGAGGCUUUUGCACACUUGCAGAGCCAUGUUCAAUAGUUCAAUGUGA
Molecule: messenger RNA, 1125 nt
Organism: Cladocopium goreaui
Lineage: Eukaryota; Dinophyceae; Suessiales; Symbiodiniaceae
Source: the annotation of a GenBank genome assembly